CCUUCAUUCAUCCCUUACCCCGUUUUUCAUAUACAGCCCUCCUUUUUACCAGGACUUAUAUACAUUCCAUUCGUUUAAUUUACAUGACAACCUCGAAUUCUCAUAAAUAAUGGCCCGUCUAAGAGGGUCCGGCAAAUCCGGACCCAAACCACCGAAGCAAAAAAAAGACACAGGACCUCCAGCACCUUUCAAGCGUCCCCCAGAAGUGCUCCAACCAUUCAUCGACACACUCGACGAAAAGCACAUUUACAUAACACACAUCGACUCGCACCCACGGGACUUCAAGCGCAAAAUCUUCACAGUCCCGGUGCUCAUGAACCUAGCGCUAGCAGGACUUUUCGUAUACCGCAUGUACACAAUCGUGCCGUAUUACCUACGCAUCGUAGCUUCCGUCUUGGGGUAUUAUAACGAGACCACGGUCAUCGUUGAGGAGAUGGAGUGGAAUGAGAUCAUUCCCGAAGUAGGGAAACGCGCUGCGAGUUUUAUGAUUGAUUUUUUGCUGUUUGUGUUUGUAUGGCAUUGGCCGUUGGACUUUUGUCUUGCGCAGGAGCAUGGAAAUCCGGUUUCCUGGCGGUUAAGUGUUGGGUUUAAGGAUCGUGAGGUUGUGGUUAGGAGGAGUAGGAAGUGGGAUGAGAAUGUUGGGGAUUUUGUCAAUGACGCAGCUGCCAAGAGUUUAUUUGUGUCGAGGAUUGGCAUGUCUACGGCGCCUAUGCUACUCAAUGAGAAAACGGGAUACCUGCUUAUGAACGCUGAGUGGGAUUUGGAUUGGGCAGCUAUGGUUGAUGCGCAUACGAUGGUCGACAGGAAGAUGGCUGCGAUUGAGGCCUUCAAGACGGUUGUUUUGGCUUACCAUGAGGAUUACGGAUGGCUUUCUGUCGACAUGAAAGGUGGUGAGAAUGCCGAUGAGGACGAAAGAAGACGCCAAGUCUUCGCCUUCAGAGAUGCACUUGCUUCCGUGGGCAAGGAGGAUCUGUUCUAUCGCUGGAUUGAGACCGUACAGUUUGAGACUGAGAAAGCCGGUGGGUUCACUAAGGAAAACCAGGAACAAGUCGCGAAGCAGAUCAGGGAUAUGUUUAAGAAGGAAGGUAUCGACUUUGAUGAGUUUUGGAAGGAAAGCGUAGGUGGAGAUGCACCCAAUUAAUGCUUCGACAUAAUCAAGGAAAUCAUAGAAUUCGGAAUAGACAUCCCCCAAUAAAAAGGGUAUAACAACAUAAUAACAACGAGGCGCCAAAUGAGGAUAUUCACUUUACACAGACCGAGAGCCAUAAUCCACAGGGCGACGAGAAUGUAUUGAUCGUAUGCAAUAAGGGGAGCCCCAACA
Molecule: messenger RNA, 1321 nt
Organism: Hypoxylon trugodes
Lineage: Eukaryota; Fungi; Ascomycota; Sordariomycetes; Xylariales; Hypoxylaceae
Exons: 1
Coding region: 110-1141 (343 amino acids)
Source: RefSeq, a predicted model, not a curated record